UGCGCUACUCGCUGUGUUGCCGAGUGGCGCUUCUCUGUAGUCUGCAGAUGAUCUGUGGCUUUCGUAGGUUCUAGAGAGCGUCCUGUUAGCUCGGUUCUUCUCACAGUUAGCACAGAACAGCUGGGUGACUAGCUGACAGCGGGGACAAGAGGACUUGUAGAUUAAAUGCCUCAGGGUUCACGAUGGUGUGUGGAGGAUUUACCUGCUCGAAAAAUGCUCUCUGCGCUCUCAACGUCGUUUACAUGUUGGUGGGACUGCUCCUGAUUGGUGUAGCAGCGUGGGGGAAGGGCUUCGGGAUCGUCUCCAGCAUCCACAUCAUCGGAGGCGUGAUUGCUGUGGGCUUUUUCCUGCUGCUCAUCGCCAUCGUCGGCCUCAUCGGAGCCAUCCAUCAUCACCAAGUCAUGCUCUUCUUUUACAUGGUCAUCCUAUUUGUUGUGUUCCUUUUCCAGUUUGGUGUGUCCUGCUCUUGUCUGGCCAUGAACCAGGAUCAGCAGGAGAAAUUGCUGAGCUCCACUUGGAGUUUGAUGGGCAAUUCCACCAAGAUGGAGUUGGAGAACAAUCUGGACUGUUGUGGCCUGUUCAACAACACAGCAAACCAACUCAUGUUCGACACUGACAACUCGAUGUGUAAAGCUAGCUGUUUAAGAAUGCAUAAUUGUAAGACGUGUGGUAAUAAAAUGCUGCAGCAUGCAUCCGAGGCCCUGAGGAUUCUGGGCGGUGUGGGUCUCUUCUUCAGCUUCACCGAGAUUUUAGGAGUCUGGCUGGCCAUGCGCUACAGGAACCAGAAAGACCCCCGAGCAAACCCCAGCGCAUUCUUAUAGUCUCCCAGCCUCCUUCCUGUCCCACAGUGCAACAGCGUAGACGAGCAAUUCCUCUUCCCUUUGCACACCCGGUGGCACUCGGGCCUUCAGCACGGACUUCAGACUGAACGCUGACUUGCUGCUGCUCUCGCUGAUUUUAUGACACCGAGAGCUAAAGAGCCCAUUUAAAAGAAAAAAUUCUCUUUUCUCUCUAGAAUCUGGUCUCCUCCCACCCACCCCCCG
Molecule: messenger RNA, 1043 nt
Organism: Hemibagrus wyckioides
Lineage: Eukaryota; Metazoa; Chordata; Actinopteri; Siluriformes; Bagridae
Gene: tspan31
Product: tetraspanin 31
Exons: 6
Coding region: 183-821 (212 amino acids)
Cellular component (GO): membrane
Source: RefSeq, a predicted model, not a curated record